Messenger RNA from Vitrella brassicaformis, 1826 nucleotides. Lineage: Eukaryota; Vitrellaceae. The record is from the annotation of a GenBank genome assembly.
CAGAUAGUGAUGGCAAAGGUGCACUCGAACGAAAAGGGACACGACAGAGGGUGCGAAAAGACGACCUGCCAUAGUCACCACACCAACAGAACACCACCAACACAAUGGUCGCUGACAUGCCAGCCAUCCAGUCAGUAUGUACGCUUGCGAACCAGAUAGUGUUGUGCAGUGCACCCAAACGGAACAGCGGCGGGACAAAAGAGUGCGAAAAACAACCUACCACAUCACACCACGACAACAGCACAUCGACGACGCACAGACCCACACACGAACACACACAUAUGCGUCCAUUUCCGUGUCCUCGUUCCCUUUCAGUGUUCCUCACGCAUGCAUACCAGGAAGGCAGAUGGGCGAUUCAGGUGUGAGGGAUACGACAGCCAGGCCCUUGGCAGUGUUGUACAGCAGCGCUGGGCCGAAAAAGCAAUCUGAGAAGGCAAGGCGCGAUCCACGAGACGCAAGAUCACAAGCACGCAGCCAAAACGUCAGGCCCGGUUGUAUUUUUGAGUCUUUGAUCGGUCGUAAAUUCGACCUCCAGACGACCCGAAUCCUCGCUUCCCAUACAAUUGCGGGCUCAGCAAAUCCGAGAAAUGGUCCCGGUGCAGUCCUAAGGAAGUGUUUGCAUCGAGUAAGGACAUGUGGAAAUACAUUGACUCAUAGCGCAACGGCAGGCAGAGUCUGUCGGUCUCUCAUGAGAUGAACUGCGUCAAUCGACCAACCAUCAAUCAAAUCACGCGACAAACAUGCCAGCACCAUCCUCAGCGCCCGCCUGGCGUAUCUUCCAGCGGCGCCGCCCACCACGCACACACAUACUCGCACUACGCGCCAACGCAACAGACAGAUGAGCACGAACCCACCCCAUCACCUGGCUAUACGACUUGUCUGCCCACGCAGCCUUGGUGCGCAGCUUCUCAACCAGGCGGCUGAAAAAACCAUUGGCCUCUCUGCCCCACACACCGUCCACCGUCACGCACAAGGGGGUGAAGUGGAUGGACUUGUCCUCGCACACACGGCUGUGGUGGGCCUUCUUGGCCUUGGUCUUGUUCUUGAGGAUGGAGGCGGUCGAUUGGUUGCGGUAGGACGACGCGUCAGCGUUUGUCACGCAGAGGUCAAACGACACGUCCUUCUGCCGCUCCCACACCCCCCUCACCACCAUGUCCGUCCGCACCCCCUUCUCCCCCUCCUCGGGCUCCACAAUCACCACCUCCUUCCUGACCGCCGACUCGCCCCAAGCCUUGGCAGAAAGGUCGCACAGCACGUCCACCACCUCGUUGUGCCGCCGAAUCACCAACCCACCCACUCCACAGUUGAGGGCGUGGUCGAGCGAGUACGGAGCCCCGCAGCCGUCGCAGUGGGUGGGUAUCUUGGGAGGCUCGUAGGCGUAUCGGAUGGCCAUGUUGUCGCGGAACUCGUCAGGCGUCAGGUCGGUGUGGUCCUCUGCGUCAGGCCGGCAAGUCACCCACCCGGCCGUCUUGGCCUCGAUCGCCCAUCGAGUAAGGACAACAUGUGCGCUGGAGUAUUAAGAAAGGGAUGAUGAAUAUGGUAUAUUUCUAUCUGUAAAUUGUAUGACCAUGGAUACUACGCCACAGGGCUAUAGGGUCAUCCCGGGACCUCGUUCAUUCAUUCAUUACACCUCUUCUCCAGUAUUCCCCCCGUUCCCCUUCCCCGCUCCCCUGAAAAGGUAGAGUCGUAUUACACUCUCGAGCAUUCAUCCCUCUGUGCCAUUGGGUUCUGGGCUUGCAGCCUUCGAACUUAGGCCGCUGUGCCAUUGCCUUCGAACUUACGCCGCUAUGCCAUUGGGUCCUGGGCCUGCACCCUUCGAACUUAGG